AGAGUCUUUGUAAAAAUGUGUGGUGAUAUAUCCAUUGCAACAGCGCAACCAUCAGAUAAAAAAGAAAUUCUAGACUUUCUUGUAAAGUACUUUCUUGUGGAUGAACCAAUGAAUCAGGCUGCGGGUAUAACUGCUUCAGACUUUCUUCCCAUUGCUAGUAUUAUAGCUACUCGUUGCCUUCGAACACCGUUCAGUACUGUAGCUCGUGAUAGUGGAACAAAUGAGGUAGUUGGGGUGGCGUUAAACUCAAUAUGGAAUCGUGGCGAGGAGGAAAACGAGUACUAUAACACGAAAACAAGGACGGAUGAACGUGCAAGGGCACAUGACAAAAUCAUGAAUGAGAUUCACUCUUCGUUCUGGAAACUUGCACCAAAUGAUAUUUCAACCGUUUUGCACAGUGAAAUCAGCAGCGUUUCUCCACAUUAUCGACGUCGCGGAAUCGCUUCUAACCUUUACAAGAAAAGCCUUGAAGAUACAGAGAGCAUAAAGAGUUUCAAUGUACAAGGUAUUGUGGCCGAGGCGAGCUCUACCGCAAAUCAACGAUUAUUAACCAAGCAGGGAUACGAGACAUUACGGGAAAUUAUCUACGGGGACUAUCGUGGUAGCAAUGGAGAAGUGCUGUUGCAACCUAAAGAUGGGUCAGAAUCAAUAGCUUUGAAAUUCAAACGGUUGCCUUUAUAGAUGCAAU
Cylicocyclus nassatus is the source of this 688-nucleotide messenger RNA. NCBI's taxonomy places the organism in Eukaryota, Metazoa, Nematoda, Chromadorea, Rhabditida, Strongylidae. The record is from the annotation of a GenBank genome assembly.